This is a messenger RNA of Notolabrus celidotus (New Zealand spotty), 2156 nucleotides long. Its product is annotated as cyclin-Y-like. Gene Ontology annotation, cellular component: cytoplasmic cyclin-dependent protein kinase holoenzyme complex; plasma membrane. Gene Ontology annotation, biological process: regulation of cyclin-dependent protein serine/threonine kinase activity; regulation of canonical Wnt signaling pathway. Gene Ontology annotation, molecular function: protein kinase binding; cyclin-dependent protein serine/threonine kinase activator activity. The record is from RefSeq and is a predicted model, not a curated record. The transcript is spliced from 11 exons. Bases 410 to 1447 code for a protein of 345 amino acids. NCBI's taxonomy places the organism in Eukaryota, Metazoa, Chordata, Actinopteri, Labriformes, Labridae.
UGUAACCUCCCACUUGAACCGGAACCUUUUCUCGCUGUGCGGCUCCCUGUCGGUCUGUCUCGCUGACAGCAGCCCAGCACCGAUCACACACCGCUCACACUCCACUGUGCGCCCACUGUUCUCUGCCUGGGGCGCAUGGCGUCCUCAUUUACCAUGCAUCAUGUAACAUACAUCCGGUACUACCGGUGGAAGUGACAUAUAUUCAUCCUCCUUGACAGCUUCGUCUCCGUGGACACCGAGGAUUGACAGGACCCAUGGGCGCUGCUGAGCGGAUGCACCCCCUGCGCUCUGCUGCUCUGUGGUGACCGGCUCGCCUCCGUGGAGUUGGUGACCCAUUCGUUUCGAGCUCUUACAUCGUCGCACAGGAUUAUUGACGCACACCGGCCUCUGGGGUCGAUAGAGGGGAAGGAUGGGGAGCACGACCUCUUGCUGCGUGUCUGCCAGCCCCAAGCUCCGCAGAAAUGCUCACUCCAGGCUGGAGUCGUACCACCAGGAGUCGGAGCUGAGCAGGGAGGAGACGGGAUGCAACCUGCAGCAUAUCAGCGACAGGGAGAACGUCGACGAGCUGAACAUGGAGUACAAUCCCUCCGACCAUCCGCGGGCCAGCACCAUCUUCCUCAGCAAAUCCCAGAACGACGAGCUGUCCUACAGAAACGUUCGAGAUAAACGGAAAAGCCUUUUCAUCAACAACCACGGCACAUCAAGGCGGAAAUAUAGCUCCUGCUCCACCAUCUUCCUAGAUGACAACACAGUCAGCCAGCCCAACCUCAAAUACACCAUCAAAUGUGUAGCAUUGGCGAUCUACUAUCAUAUAAAAAACAGGGACACGGAUGGAGGGAUGUUGUUGGAUAUAUUCGACGAGAAGCUUCAUCCUCUUUCAAAAACGGAGGUGCCCCUGGACUACGACAAACUGGACCCCGAGCAGAAGCAGAUCUAUCGGUUUGUCAGGACGUUGUUCAGCGCCGCUCAGCUCACUUCUGAGUGCGCCAUCGUCACGCUGGUCUACCUGGAGAGGCUCCUGACCUACGCAGAGAUCGACAUCUGUCCGGGUAACUGGAAACGGAUCGUUCUGGGUGCGAUCCUGCUGGCCUCAAAGGUUUGGGACGACCAGGCCGUCUGGAACGUGGACUACUGCCAGAUCCUCAAGGAUAUCACCGUGGAGGACAUGAAUGAGCUGGAGCGCCAGUUUCUGGAGCUGCUGCAGUUCAACAUCAACGUGCCGUCCAGCGUCUACGCCAAGUAUUACUUUGACCUGCGAUCGCUUUCAGAGUCCAACAACCUCAGCUUCCCUCUGGAGCCGCUAAGCAGAGAAAAGGCCCAGAAACUAGAGGCUAUUUCCAGGCUCUGUGAUGACAAGUACAAGGACGUACGGAAAGCUGCGAGGAAGCGCUCGGCCAGCACAGACAAUCUUUGUGGGAUCAGAUGGGUUCCUGCGAUCCUCUCCUAACCUAUCGCCUCAUACUGAACACUGGCAUCAGGCUUCACACACUAACUGGACGAGUGGACUCUUUAAAUACACGUAUGUGUGGACACGGAUCAAUGAGGUUCAAAAACUCAAGGUUGGAUACCCAGAUAAUCCAACGACCUGACGUCUGGGGAUAAAGACUUCCUACUGAAGCUGAUGCUUUCACAGUGCCUCAAACCUUUGAUUAAUAACAUAAAGACAGGAGUUCCAGGUUGGUUUAUCCUCUGAGGAUAAUGAUCUAGCUGUGGACCAAUGAAGACAGUCCUGGAAAAGUCUGCCUUGAAAACUUCCCAGGCUUUUUGAACUUGUCUAUGUGUUCAGUUUUCUGGUUUUGUCCGGACAAGAUCUGACAUAAUCUGCCUUUGAGACGGCCUCGCAACUUCACAGUGAAGCAUAUUAUUUAUUUUACUUGAUAAUGUGAACUUGUGGGACAUGUUGCAGCGGCCUAAACUCUUAGUACUUACAACAUUUCAAAAACAGUAGCUUAGCACAGGACUUUCUCCCAGUUAUUUAUGUCCUUUUGACAGUCUUAGAGUAAUAAAAGCAUUGACACGUUCUCUCCUCUGGAACGUCUUCAUAUUCAAGGUUUACAGUAUUUCUUGCAAACCUCUUGAUACUCAGGAAGUCUGUUUCAUCUUUUGAUUUACUGUUAUGCUCCUUAUUUAAAUAAAGUCUUGGUUUGAAGACGGAA